Anopheles maculipalpis is the source of this 6807-nucleotide messenger RNA. RefSeq names its product sushi, von Willebrand factor type A, EGF and pentraxin domain-containing protein 1-like. Gene Ontology annotation, molecular function: calcium ion binding. The record is from RefSeq and is a predicted model, not a curated record. NCBI's taxonomy places the organism in Eukaryota, Metazoa, Arthropoda, Insecta, Diptera, Culicidae. Bases 1 to 6807 code for a protein of 2268 amino acids. The transcript is spliced from 7 exons.
AUGUACGGUGUGGUGUUGAAGCUGGUGAUAAUAGCCCUAUUAGUGCCUGCCAACGGGCAGCAAACAUCCGACACAACUGAACAGCCAACGAAAAGCUCCCACAGUUGGUACGACGAAGAUGGCAGCACAAUCGCACAAGAAGAGUACCAAGAUUUACACGACACUGGGACAACGCAACCCAACAAUCAAGUAUCUAGUGAACACCCGCAAGCCCUCAAUCAAUCGUAUACGGCACAUAGUGCAACGGUACACCGGUUCGAGAUGGUAAAUGCUCGCUUUCAGGACAACAUGCGCAGCAUGAAGAAUAGCAGCGCCCGGCUAGACAUUGUGUUUCUGAUCGAUGCCAGCUCGAGUGUCGGCCCGACCAACUUUCAAAGUGAGCUACGGUUCGUGAAAAAACUGCUCGCCGGCUUUGACGUAAGCGUGAACCGUACACGAAUUGCGGUGAUCACGUUCAGCUCGCGCAAAAAGGUGAUCCGUCACGUUGACCAAGUCUCGCGACCACUGGCCGAAAAUGACAAAUGUCUGCUGCUAAACUAUCAGCUACCGAGCAUCGAGUAUAGUGGCGGUGGAACGUACACUUACGGCGCACUGAAGGAGGCGGAAGAAAUCUUUGCCGAGAGUCGAUUCACCACCUCCCGGACCACGGACAACCUGGAGCGCAUCAUCUUUCUCAUCACGGACGGGUACUCGAACGGGCAGAAUCCGAUACCGAUCGCGCAAAGGUUGAAGCGUAGCGGUGUGACGAUCUUCACGAUUGGGAUCGAAACCGGUAACGAUGAGGAGUUGGCAAGCAUCGUAACGUCCAGCGAGCAUCGCUAUCUGUUGGCAAGCUUCGAACAGUUCGAAACACUGGUCCGACAGGCACUACACCUCGACUAUCGCCAUGGACCGUCCGUACCGUUGGGAAAUGGUUCGUUAUGUGAUCGAUUAUGUGAUCGGGCGAAGAUGAAGGAGCAAAACAGUGCGUCAGCAGGGUGCUGCGAUGAACGUGCCACCUGUACCUGUCUUACAACCUCCGGUCACUACCGCUGUGCGUGUGAGGCUGGAUAUACGGGUUCGGGGAUGCGUGGCGAUUGCCAUCCGUGCCCGAACGGUACGUACUGGACAGCGGGUGGCGUGUGUGAGUCCUGUCCACAUGCGCGCCAUAUUACGCUCACACUCGGCGCUACAUCCGAGAAGGAGUGCGUUUGUCCCCACGGCUAUCAAGAGAACGAAGAUGGGCGCUGUGUUGCGAUUACGUGCGCUGAGUUGCAAGCCCCGGAAAAUGGAUACUUCGUAAUGGAGCCGAAACCUUGCAGUCAGGUACUGAACGCUGCCUGUGGCACGCGAUGCCGUCCGGGAUAUGAACUCACCGGCAGUAGUAUCCGGCUAUGUCAGGAAAACGGCGAAUGGUCCGGAACAGAGGCAAAGUGCACUAUGAAAAAAUGUCCGCCAUUGAAUAUACCUUAUUACGGUAUGGCGGUCUGCAGCAAUCCCGACCUCGAUCUGCUGUAUGACUACACGCCGCGCAACAAAUCUUUUCUCCAAAACUAUAGUAUGUCGGCGGAACGCUUUACCGAAGCGAUGCCAAUCGAUACCGAGUGCUCGUUUACGUGUGGUCCAGGAUUCUAUCUGAAAGGUUCACACAACCGGAACUGUUUACCGCUGUCCAAGUGGGAUGGCUUGCAAACGACUUGCAAACAGAUCCUCUGUCCAGCGUUACCCAAGGUAGCAUUCGCGACGUACGACCCAACCGACUGUGCCGAUACAAAGUCUGCCUUCGGUACCAACUGCACGCUCAUCUGUGACUUUGGCUUCGAGAUGAAGGGUGGACCCUCAACGAAACAGUGUGGCGGCAAAAGAACGGGCACGUGGAGUAAGCUGAAGACGCCACGGUGCAUCGACAUUGCUCCACCGUACAUCGAAUGUCCCGGCAACUACACCAUACUGAUGGAUGACGACCACCCAUACGCUUUAGUUCGCCGACUGCAGCAACCGUACGUGUUCGAUAACAGUGGCGACAACUACACGUACUGGUCAAAACCCGGCAUCAAAGAGGAAGGCACCCGGCUUGAUAUCGGCGAUCACGAGUUUAGCUACAUCGCAAUGGAUGCCUUCAAGAAUAAGGCGCGCUGUAGCUUUACCGUUACCGUGAUCGAUCGAACACCACCUGUGAUUGAGAGUUGUCUCGACGCCCCAGUACACUACGUGAGCGACAGGAGCAAUCCACAGGAAACGUUUGUCCGCUGGGAGGAACCGAUGGUGUACGAUAAUGCUGGUCGCAACAUUACGAUCACGCAGAACGUUACGUUUGGCUACUUACCCGCAGGGAAGCAUUCGGUACAGUACCGUGCAGUGGACCUGUCCGGCAAUGAAGCCGAAUGUGUGCUAACGGUCGAAGUUAAACAGUACACGUGCGAUGACAUACCCGAACCACGGAACGGGUUCUCGAUCUGUGCGUACAACGUCUCGCAUGUGUGGUGUGAGAUGGGCUGCAAAGAGGAUUACAUGUUCAGCCUGCAGCCGGAGGAAACCAUCCGCAUGGUUUGUGAUCGAGCUCGGCCUACAUGGGGAGAGCAUCUAGACGUGCCGGAAUGUAGCAAGGUCAUCAGUUCGUCCGGUGUAGAAAAAAUCAUCACAAUCCGUCUAGAUGACGAUAUGGAUCCUACGCUCUGCAACGAUACGGACGCAAUCAACGAAGUGUCGGAAACGUUCAGUGAUGGGUUGCGUGAGGAGCUGUGUGGCCAGCAAGACGACUGUACGCUCAUGACAACCUUACCGACCUGUCUGCCUGGUAACAGUGUAACGCAAACGGAUGCAGACGAGUCCGUGCGGUACAGCAUCGUGAAGCGUAGUGUAGAGUCGCAAAGCUACUCUACGCCUGAUCCGGGACGCACUAACGAUCGGGCGAUGGUAAAGAUAAUUGUCUACAAGCGCGUAUCACAGGAGCUUGGCCUAUGGAGAUCUGAUGGGAAACAAUCGGAAAACAUUAAGCGUAUAAAAGAGGAGCUUGAAAAGAUCAAUGGUAAGAAAAAACUGCGCCGUCGUCUGGGGGCCCUCAAUCUGGAUCUAAGCGUACUGAAACUAGACGAGAAAAUACGCUGCGCAAAUGGAAGCAUUUCCAAGAAGCUAGUUUGUGUACACUGCCCGAGAGGAACGUAUCACAACUACACCACCAACACCUGCGUCAGCUGUCCGAUUGGUUCGUACAACGAUCAAACAGGUCAAACAGUGUGUCACCCAUGUCCGGAGCAUCAUUCCACACGCAAACUAAAUGCCAAACAUGCCCACGAAUGUAAACCACAAUGUCCACCGGGUACGGUGGCUCGGUUGAAGCUGUUAAAGAAGACAAAACCCAACGGUAAUUUCGCUGGUACAGUCAAGUAUCACAAAACGCUUAUGCCCUUCUGUCGACUUUGUGAGCCGGGACUGUAUCAGGACCAGUACAACCGGGCCCAAUGUCAUCCGUGCCCUUCGAACCACAGCUCACCACGUGGUUCGAAGUCACUCGACGACUGUUACCCCAUCGGUGGACAGCUUUGCAACGUUAGUGCCUCCAACGUGUGCGGUGCUUACGGACGAUGUAUCGCCGAUCCUGCCUCACUGCUCGGUUACCGUUGUGUCUGCGAGGAGAAUUACGUAGGUGAGCAUUGCGAAAUUGCGCUUAACCCUUGCGGUUCGGCACCGUGUUUUAAUGGUGGACAGUGUGUGACGAGCAACAGCAGUGGGGGUUUUGUGUGCCACUGUCAACCACCCUAUACCGGGGGUCCUCUGUGUGAAUUUUACGUUGAUCCGUGUCGGUCGGACCACUGUCUGCAUGGUGGAACCUGCGUGGAAGCGGAUGGUAGCCCGUUCUGCGAAUGUCCACUGGGCUAUGAGGGAGAUCGUUGCGAAUGGUCCAAGGACUUCUGUACGCCCAAUCCAUGCGAGUACCAGGGUGUGUGCGUAAACGUCGAUGAAGGCUAUAGUUGUGCGUGCCCGCGAGGAAAAACAGGGCGUCGUUGUCAUCUCGAACCAUGUGACUAUCUACCCUGCCCGGCUGGCGCACUAUGUCUGAACGGUGCAAAUGAUACCGACACGAGACACCAUGACAAGUUCGUGGUAGUGCUGCAAACACAGCAGCAGCCCGUAAUGCAAUACUCGCUUAGCUACGUUUGCGUCUGUCCGAUAGGAUUGCGAGGCAACAACUGCACCCAGAUCGACAAUCCGUGUGAAACGGUGAAGCGACACUACUGUCGUAAUGGUGCAACAUGUGAAGCGAUCAAGCUACGUAAUCUAACCGAAAGUACUGCGGAUGACUACGAAGAUGAAAGCUACCGGUCGGUACGCUGCCAUUGUCCACCGGGAUAUAAUGGUAACAGGUGCGAUCUCCUACUGUCCGCAGCCUUUGAGUUUGACUUCCCUCGUAGUGGUGUGCACGCAUACGUUAAGUUGCCGGCACGGACCAAACAAGAUGGCGUACUGGAAGCGAUCGGUAUGUGUGGAUGGUACCGGACGGAUGAUGAUUUUAACUACGGCACACUACUAUCCUACGCAACACCAAUCGCCGAUAAUGCAUUCACGCUGACAGAUUACAGUGGACUGGUACUGUACGUGAACGGUGCACAUGUCGUCACGAAUGUCUCCCUUAACGAUGGCGAUUGGCACUUUGUGUGCGUUAGUUGGACAAGUGUCGGGGGACGGUACACACUCUACCUGGACGGGGAGCUAAGUGCACAGGGCUGGAACCUUAGUGAUGGUGUUCCGAUCCAACAUGGCGGACUGUACGUGUUUGGACAGGAGCAAGAUGUGCUGGGGGGAGGUUUUAGUGAGACGGAAUCAUUCCGCGGUCGGAUGGCGUACGUAGAUCUGUGGAACCGUCCGCUUGAGCUGGUGGAGGUCCGACACUACUAUCGAACAUGUGAGCCGUACAGUGGCAAUCUGAUACGAUGGUUAGAUCUACGACUCCAAACCGUAGGACACGUACGGGUAGUAAGUUCAGGCUUUUGUCGCGACUGUCCACGGAACCACUCCCUCCCGAAUGGUUCUGUUAGGUACGAAGGGAUGAGGGCAAGGUUCUGGUGUAAUGAAGGAUACGAGCUAAUUGGACCGUCGUUUGCUGAAUGUUUACGCACCUCCCAAUGGACUGCAGGUGUGCAGUUUUGUAAGUUAACUCGUUGUGGCACAAUUAAUGCUCCUUUGAACGGGCAAGUCAUUCUAACCAAGACAAGUUUCGGUGGCGAGGCUAGGUUUGCUUGUGACGAAGGAUUUCUACUUGAGGGAACAGAUAUACUGCACUGCACAGCACGAGGCACCUGGUCCGGUUCUGUUCCCGAGUGUAUAAGCAUCGUCAAGUGUCCACCGCUGAUGCUGGAGGAGAAUGAUGGCAGAGCACCCAUCAUCUACGCAACCGAACGUGGCCCCAUUCCACACACGCUCGUCAGCUACGAUGUGGGCGUGCUGGCAGAAGUACGAUGCUUACCACAGUUUGCCCUCACGGACGAUAACCUACUGACGUGUCUGGAAAAUGGUCAGUGGGAUCUACCGCUACCGGAGUGUGUACCUGUUCCACCCACGACCACACCAACGCCCGACUCUCUAUCGAAUCUGAUCAUUCGCGUGAACCGUCGACCAGAUGUACAGUUUUGGAAGCACCUGCGAGACUAUCUGUUCCAUGGUUGCAUACCAUCCACCGUACCUGGACGGCAGCUGUCACUGUUUUGCUAUUCCGCUGCGGGCACAAUUGCUGGCAACAAUUGGACGGAUCUGACCGGGUUUACACUGCAGAAGGAUGCGCCAGCCGUUACGAAUAUAGAUGUGAAGCUGCUCGGUUUUUUGAUGCGCACCGUCAAACCAGACGCAAAUCGGCUGGUGCCAGAAAAUCUGCUACACUACAUCCUGUACGGUACGGUUGAACCGAUUGCACCGGAAAUGCGCUACCCGGUGCACAUUGAGAAUGCGUAUCGCUUCGUGAUCUGUCAGUUUAUCGACAUCAUACUGAUGGAUCGGGAGCUUAACUACGACGACGAGCUGGUGGUGGACAUCCGGCAGGAGGAGAACACCAAUACGAAGAUUAAACAUUUGUUGAAGAAUGUGGCGCAGGUUGUCUAUCAACAGUAUCACCAUCUGUUGGAGGAGCGAAAUGCACGCGAGUCGGCCGCACUGAAAAAAAUUAUCGAGCUGGCUGAGGGAAUGCCGCCGGUUGGGACGACUAGUACAACCUCCACAACUACUACUGGGGCACCACCGAAACGUUGCCCGUUGAGUCAUCUACCUACUCCUCCGAUAGAUAGUCACGUCAGGGUGGUACAGCUGCGUACGGCUAUCGAACUGCAUCCGGAUGAAUGGCGCUUCGAGAAGCUGCUGUACAGUGGACUGCAGGCGGAACCAGGUGAUCGCAUCCAAUAUGGCUGCGAUGUCGGAUUCAGCAUGCGUGGUUCCGGUGUGACAGAGUGUGGAGUCGGCGGACGGUGGAACGUGGUGGAAGGAUUCUGCGAGGGUGCCGUGUGCGAGAAUCCACCUAGCCGCCCUAAUAUGCUGAUUGCGCCCGAAUCGCGCGACAGACAGUACUACGUGGACGACGAGAUUGAGUAUCGGUGUGAGCCGGGCUACACUAUCAAAGGCCAUCCGAUCGUUAAGUGUCAACCGAAUGGACGCUGGACACCAAUGAUGGCACGCUGUACACGCAUUUCUUGUGGACGACCGAAAAACUUAGCCAUGGCUAAUAUACUGGCGGGCAAUUCAUUCCUGUACGGUGAUUCACUCAAGGUGCGCUGUCAGCAGUACACGGUUGAUAUCACGUGUCAGUCAAACGGUCAGUGGACACCGUUCGAUGAGUGUUACUAG